AUGAUAGACCUACCCGACGAGAUCUGGCACCAGAUAUUUGCCAAUUUUGAGGACUACAUGCCCUUCAAGAAUUGGUGGAUGUAUGGCGCUCAACUCAAUCACGAAUCUCCUAGAACCUUGUUUUCACUUUCACAAGUAUCACGCCGUUUCCGACGCGUUGCACAAUCUUUCCUUUUUCGCACUCUUCUUCUUGAAGGAAGUGAUGAUCAAGUGCUAGUCCAGAUGCUUCUCUUGAGAACUUUAAGCGAAGACCCCAAACUAGGUCAACACGUCCGCAAUGUUUCCCUUGACGACAGUACAGGAAGUCCCCUUCGGAAGAGUACCACGUUGGCCAACAUUCCAGUUGAAAGCAUCCUUAGAAAAGCGCUUAGUUCUCUCAACCUCCCACCAUCUACUACCAAGUGGCUCGAAAAGUCUAUUUCGGAUGGGUGCGCCUUUGGGAUUCUCGCUAUGGCAUAUAUGGCUCAAGCUCAGUUUGUUGAUUGCACAGUGGCUCGCGUUGGAAGUCCUUUACCCUUCAUGCUCAGCGGACAUCUAGGGCUAGAAGAUGGUUUGCUGAGUCAACCUCGCGUGGAAGCACAGGUCCAAGAAAUCAAUCACCAAGACAAUGACAAGACAAACGACAAACACCCGUCAAUCGUGAUGGGGAAGAUGCCUAAAACCUACAGCUUCCCCAAUCUGACAGAAGUAAGGAUAAGGGUAGGAGGCUUCGAAGAGGUUUUGCCCGCCUUUGUGAUCGAGCCGAUUCUCCUUCACCCCACACUCAAAACACUACGGACCUUUGGCAUCGACUGGAGUGGGAAUACAAGUAGGCAACUAAGAUGGCCUGACCGAGUUUCCAAUCUUCGGUGCUUGGAUCUGAAGGAGUCUGUCAUAGAUGCAAACGGCCUGAGGAGCGUCCUCACUCGCUGUCCAAUAUUGAAGGGCUUGUCGAUUCAGUUGGCCAGUUGGAGCAGCGAUCAAGAUAGAGAAGAGGGUAGCUGGAUAGUUGACCUUGAUGAUUUCGGCAAUGUGCUGAGACAGUUUGGACGAGGUUUGGAGGAGUUUGAUAUCCAUACUCUCGGCUACAGUUCUGAACAUUCCACCGACGGUAGACUUGGGUUGCUCCAAGCUCUAAGCUCGUUGAAACAUCUCAAAACUGACAAAGAGGUACUUCUGGGGCCUGUGACAGAUCCAGAUGAGGAAGUGGGUUUGCCAGCCUUUCAUCUUGGUGAGGCUUUGCCGCCAUCUUUGGAAACUCUAUACUUGCAUUGCGUCAACGAUAACUACGGUGAGUACUGGUAUGAGAGGAGGCGUCAGAUCGUUAACAAAGAAAUUCAUGACUUGAUUAUCCAAGACAGACUCCCUGAUCUCCGAGAGAUACAGGUCGAGCGGUACUAUAACGAGACAGGAGAAGGAGAAUGGGAUCCGGACUUAAAGGUAGAAGGAUGGAAAAUCAGUGUUCAAAAUGAGCAUCUUUGGGAGACCUAUGAUAGUUCGGGGUGUAUGCGUACGAUCCUGAUUCUGUCCAGGAGGAUCUAA
Molecule: messenger RNA, 1521 nt
Organism: Fusarium coffeatum
Lineage: Eukaryota; Fungi; Ascomycota; Sordariomycetes; Hypocreales; Nectriaceae
Exons: 1
Coding region: 1-1521 (506 amino acids)
Molecular function (GO): protein binding
Source: RefSeq, a predicted model, not a curated record